CGUUCUGAACGUGCUCUAUGGUUGCUGCGGGGGGCGCACCAAUGGCGUAGUCCGGCCGUAUUUUAUUUCCGGAAGUGAGGUCUUCCGCCUCGGCCGCGGCGGCUGGGUCGGGGUGGGCAGCACCGCCGCCGCCGCGGAUGGGGGAUGCUCGCAUCCGCGUGGGGCCGGCUCCAGCACAGCGAGGAGAGAAAAGAAAAGAUUAGGUGUUUGAAACGGUUAACCACCAGUAAUCCAGAAUACUCAACUAUCCAAAGUGGAAUUUCUCAAAGACACCAGAUUUAAUUAUGCCUCAUAGCUCUUAAGAGUUUGAAAUAGAUGUCUUCAGAGUACAGAAUGAUCUAGAAAAAAAAAUGGAAGACAUACAGAUCAUUGCACCCAACAUAAUGAAAACUGAAGAAGAACCCAUCCCUGGCAUUAGCCGUCAGAUUUCUGUUAGUGAAUUUUCUUGCCACUGUUGUUAUGACAUCCUGGUGAAUCCCACCACCUUGAACUGCGGACACAGUUUCUGUCGCCAUUGCCUGGCUCUAUGGUGGGUGUCCUCAAAGAAAACAGAGUGUCCGGAAUGCCGAGAGAAAUGGGAAGGUUUUCCUAAAGUAAAUAUUCUGCUCAGAGAUGCCAUUGAAAAGUUAUUUCCUGAUGCCAUCAAAUUGAGGUCAGAAGACAUUCAGCAGAACAGUGAUAUAGUCCAUAGUCUUGCAGCCUUUCACAAAUAUGGGAAUGAUCAAAUUUCUGUCACCCCAAAUGCAGGGCGAGCAAAUCCUCAAAGAGGAGGAGGAUUUUUUUCUGGAGUACUGACAGCUUUAACUGGUGUGGCAGUGGUUCUACUUGUAUAUCACUGGAGCAGUAGAGAGUCAGAGCAUGACCUACUUGUUCACAAAUCUGUUGCAAAAUGGACAGCUGAAGAAGUCAUCUUCUGGCUAGAGCAACUGGGCCCUUGGGCCUCUCUUUAUAGAGAAAGAUUUUUAUCUGAAAGAGUUAAUGGCCGAUUGCUUUUAACAUUGACAGAUGAAGACUUUUCAAAGGCUCCAUAUAACAUAGAGAAUAGUAGCCACAGAAAAGCCAUCAUAAUGGAACUGGAGCGUGUCAAAACUUUAGGAGUAAAGCCCCCACAGAAUCUUUGGGAAUACAAGGCUGUCAACCCAGGCAAGUCAUUAUUCUUGUUGUAUGCCUUGAAGAGCUCUCCAAGACUCAGUAUGUUGUAUCUGUACCUGUUUGAUUAUGCAGAAACCUUCUUACCUUUCAUCCAUACAAUAUGCCCUGUGCAAGAAAAAGAAGAUAUCAUCACAAAAUUUCUUAAUCCUGAGGCCUAUGAUCUUAGGUAUGGGAAGUUUCUGGUGAGGACCCCCUCUUCUGAUGCAGGCCAACAGUUUCUCUGA
Molecule: messenger RNA, 1376 nt
Organism: Gracilinanus agilis (Agile Gracile Mouse Opossum)
Lineage: Eukaryota; Metazoa; Chordata; Mammalia; Didelphimorphia; Didelphidae
Gene: BFAR
Product: bifunctional apoptosis regulator
Exons: 8
Coding region: 351-1376 (341 amino acids)
Biological process (GO): proteasome-mediated ubiquitin-dependent protein catabolic process
Cellular component (GO): nucleus
Molecular function (GO): ubiquitin protein ligase activity; protein binding
Source: RefSeq, a predicted model, not a curated record